GGAGCGGGGCGGGAGGCGGCUCCUGGGAGCGAGCUGAAGCUGCGGCGGUCGGGCCGCAGGCACCGCCGUGCGGGCAGAGGAGGGAGCCGGGCCUGUAGCGGGAAGACAAGAGACAGCGGGUUUGGAGCAGGGAUGUUAAAAAGGUCAAUUAUACAUGAUUGGUGACAUUGAAACUAAAGAAUGCCAACUGAAAGAUCCCGUGGAUUUGUUUCAUUCUGGGCAAGUUGUAAAAAUAUGUGCCCCCAUGGUCCGCUAUUCCAAGUUGGCUUUCAGAACCCUGGUUAGGAAAUACAGUUGUGAUUUAUGUUACACGCCAAUGAUAGUAGCAGCUGAUUUUGUGAGAUCUGCAAAAGCGAGGGACAGCGAAUUCACAACCAACAAAGGUGAUCAUCCAUUGAUUGUUCAGUUUGCUGCUAAAGAAGCACAGGUUUUGUGUGAUGCUGCCCGUAUCAUCUGUCCUUUUGCAGAUGGAAUAGACCUAAACUGCGGCUGUCCUCAGAGGUGGGCGAUGGCAGAAGGUUAUGGUGCUUGCUUAAUAAAUAAACCAGAGCUUGUUCAGGAUAUGGUGAGACGUGUACGGAAUCAGAUCAACAAACCAAGAUUUUCAGUAUCUAUUAAAAUAAGAAUCCACGAGGACUUAAAAAGAACAGUUGACUUGUGUCAAAAAGCUGAAGCAACUGGAGUUUCAUGGAUUACAGUACAUGGGAGAAGUGUAGAAGAAAGACAUCAGCCUGUACAUUACGAUGCAAUUAAAAUAAUUAAACAAAGCAUGUCUAUACCUAUUGUGGCUAAUGGAGACAUCAGAACUUUAAGAGAUGCUGAAAAAGUUCAUCACUUGACAGGAGCAGAUGGUGUAAUGGUGGCUAGAGGACUCUUAGCAAAUCCAGCAAUGUUUGCAGGAUAUGAAGAGACACCUUUGAAGUGCAUCCAGGACUGGGUUGACAUUGCUCUUGAGCUUGGAACUCCUUUUACAUGUUUUCACCAUCACUUAAUGUACAUGAUGGAACGCAUAACUUCAAAGCAAGAAAAGAAAGUUUUUAAUGUUUUAUCAAGUACUUCAGCAGUACUAGAUUAUCUGAAUGACCAUUAUGGUUUGGGAUAACAAAAAGUAUUUUAGUUCUAUAUGAACUUGUAUUUUUGCAAUUAUCGAUACAUUGUUCAAUUUUUGUGUUUCUACUUUUUAGUCACAUUCCUAUACUGAGUAUGUAUUUUCAACACAGCAUAACAUUCUGAUCAAGGUGAUACUUUAUAUUUUUAGUAUUUUUAUGUCAACAUUUUUCACUCUGGAAGAUAGUCCAGACCACACAAAUGCGGAAUUCUCUUCCCAAUGCACUAUGACACAGAGGAUUGAUUAUUGUAAGACUCCAGUAUUUUUAGUUUUUCACCAAACAAUUGCAUAUAGCAGUGUUUGCAAAACUAGGGACUUUCUUACAUAAAACCUCCUAAAAUCAGAAGGACUACUUAUAAGUAAUACCAAGAAUUUCAAACCAAAAGAAUACAAAGGGGGCAGUUGUAGAAGUUUUUGCCUCAACUGACUAAGCUGUACUUUUAAAUUUGAAUAGAUGUUUCAAGCUUAAAAGACUGAGGCCUUGAAACCCAGCACAGUAUCCUCUUUUAAAUUAGAUGUUGCUUUUGCAGACUAAAACUUUCUCCACUUGCUUAGAACUCAGAAAAAUUCCACACUUCAUAUAGUGGAAGAAACCUGGAAUAGAUAAAUGAUGAUGGAAGGGGGGAAAGAGUAAAAUGAAGAGGUAGCUUAAACUAUCUCAAUGUACAAACUUAGCUGAAUCUAAAAUACAAGCCUUGAAAGUUCAAUCUAACUAAAUUCAGUUUUGUUUAUUUAUUUUAUAAUGAUUAUAUAAAAUAUUAAAUCCCUGUCAUCUACCAAAACAGAACUUUAUAGGUCAAAGAAAAGCCGACAGAUUUUCUCAGUGGGGCUCUUGAAGUCCUUUUUGCCUGCUGAUAUGUUGCUUAUCAAAGCAUGGCAGCCACUUGGCUUUGAAUCUUUGUAUAGGAGGGAAAUAGUGAAAAUUGGAACAAGAUAAUAACAUUACACACCAGCUGCACUUGUUCUGCAAAGGAAAUUUCACAAAUCUGCAUGGUACAAUUAUUUGUAAUCAAAUAAUUUGUUUGCUUUCAAAGUUUACACAGAUAUUAAUUCCAGAAAUUGCUUCACUUUCUGCCUCUGAAACUUCUGUGAAUAUACAAGUGAAUAGUUCCAAAUUUUCUAAAUAAAUUACUUGGUUUUCUAAACAAUUGUACUUAUUUUUUAUUACACUAUAAAUUAUGACAAUGUGAGGGAGGGGAGUUUGCUUUUGUUGAUACUCCCCAAAUCACUUAAAUAUCAAACUACUUACAAAUUUUUAAUUCAGUUGCAUAAAAGAUCAUUUUUCAUAAUGAAUAUGUCUGCUUUAGGCAUAUGAACAUAAGUUUGAAAGGCACGACCGGGGUCAUCAAGUUUAGUUCACUAUUUAAGACAGUGGAGUUAUAUAACUUCCAGUAUGGUCACCUUUCUGAUGUGUUAACGAAUGGAAAACUACAGACAUGCUUUGAUAUAGUAGGCUGAUUGAGAAAAUCUCUGCAACCUUUUUUGAUGCAAUAGGUUCUCCAUUCCUUCAGACACCUUUCAUCACCCUUCUGGAUUGUAUUUUUUGUUGACAUUGGAUGAGCACAAUUACAUGUUGUAUUCCAGGAAUACCCCCCAGCAAUGUCUUCUGCAAUUAAUACUUCUCUUUCUGAUGCCUCACUUUUCCUUGACUAAUAUUCAUAAUGUAAUUUCUGAGCUCCCUGUUCUACAGCAAAAGUUCUUAUAUCCCAAAUGCAUUACAUAGUAUUUAGGACUGCUCAGUUUCCAGCCUCAAGUUCAUCCAACUACAGUGCAAUACUCAGUUCUCCUCAGUUCUGAAAAUGCGUCCAGCCUUCUGCAUCAAAAUUAAAAAGUUAAACCAUACAACCGAAAUGUAGAAGAAAGGGAUCAUUGAAAGGGAUUAUUGAACCAUGCCCUGUCUUAGCAUUUCCUCAAGAUUUUUAUGAUAUGAUGAGUAACUAUUACUUGUCCCAUUAGCCACAAGGAGAGGAGAAGAAAAAGUCAUGUAUUAAAUAACACAAAUGCAAGGUGAUUUUUUUUCUUUUUAGGGGGGAAUGUGAAUUUUGAGAACUUGAAAUACCUUGACCUAUUUAGGAGUUGAAUACUUGAUGAUUUUGAAGGCAGCAGUUGUUGUGCCUCUGUGAGAUCAAUCAUAGAGAUUUCUGCCUGAAGUACAAGAUCUAGGUUGCUGUUAAUAUUGCUAGUAAUUAAAGAAUGCUUUAUCUGGUCAGUUAUGCACCAUGAAAGUCCACAGAAGUUUAUCAUCCCUUUCUAAGAAUUACAUUAAUUUUAAGCCUUCUUGUCUUGUGAAUUUUGUAUACACUCCACUGUAUUGAUGUAGAAUAAAUGGCAAAAUUGGAGUUUA
Melopsittacus undulatus (budgerigar) is the source of this 3452-nucleotide messenger RNA. RefSeq names its product tRNA-dihydrouridine(20a/20b) synthase [NAD(P)+]-like. Gene Ontology annotation, biological process: tRNA processing. The record is from RefSeq and is a predicted model, not a curated record. The transcript has 7 exons. The coding region runs from base 155 to 1102 and encodes 315 amino acids. NCBI's taxonomy places the organism in Eukaryota, Metazoa, Chordata, Aves, Psittaciformes, Psittaculidae. Gene Ontology annotation, molecular function: flavin adenine dinucleotide binding; tRNA dihydrouridine synthase activity.